GAAAAUCGCUUCAUUCAUCAGCACUGCCCUCCGACCGCCGAUCAGCUCGCCGGCCGCCCCGUUCCCCCACUCUCUCUCUUUUUCCCGGCGAUGGACGGCGUCACCGGCCGGAGCUCCGACGAGCGGCCGACGGUCCUGGUCACCAACGACGACGGCAUCGACGCCCCCGGCCUGCGCGCCCUGGUUCGCGCCCUCGUCGCCGCCGACAGAUACCGCGUCCGAGUCUGCGCUCCUGAUUCGGAAAAGUCUGCUGUCAGUCAUAGCAUCACAUGGCGUCAUCCUGUAGCUGUUAAGCGAGUAGAUAUCGAUGGAGCAGAAGCCUUCGCGGUCUCUGGAACUCCAGCAGAUUGUACUUCUUUGGGAAUCUCUAAUGCAAUCUUUUCUUCGGUUCCUGACCUGGUACUUAGUGGUAUUAACAAGGGCAGCAACUGUGGUUAUCACACAGUUUACUCUGGAACUGUAGCCGGUGCUCGUGAGGCCUUCUUUAAUGGUGUCCCUUCUGUCUCAAUGUCAUAUGACUGGGUUGGAGGUAAAAGCAAGGUUGAAGACUACACACUUGCUGCUGAGGCUUGUCUACCUAUAAUUGGUGCAAUACUCGAUAGGAUCAGAAACCACAGUUAUCCUAAUGGUUCUUUCCUGAAUGUAGAUCUACCAACAGAUAUUGCAAACCACAAGGGCUAUAAGCUGACCGAGCAGGGUAGAAGUUUUUUUGUGAUGGGAUGGAGACUGGUGUCCUCAGAAAUGCAAGGUGGACAAAUGUUAUCAACAAUGACUAUGGAUAAAGAUGUAGCAGAAUUGCCUGAUAUGGAUGCAUCAACUAUGUCAGCAGAACAUCGUCUGUUCAAGAGAGAAGUAAGGAAAUCUCAAGUUGAUGACAGCUAUAUGGACCACCAAUGUCUUCAAGAAGGAUAUAUUACUGUCACUCCUCUGGGUGGCCUUGCUCCUCCCGAGAAAGACUUUCAGGCCUUCUUCAAAGAUUGGCUGCCUAGUUUAUCUGAUCGCGUCUGUUCAUCAGCCUUAUAGUUCUCCAAUUUUCAUCAGAUAUAGCUGAUUUCUCCUAGAAGUAUAUUAUAUUCCUAAAAAUGGAUCAUGGCCGAUAGGUUUGGUGGUUCCCAUUGAAAGCACUCUGAAGCUCUAUAAUCAUCUUAUUCUGCUUCAUCUCAUUAUCAUUUCUGGGAGAACAAUAGUCAAGAAUGUCUACCUAAAUUGUUAUUUAGAACACUAUCAUUAUGCAAGGAAACCAUCUUCAUUUUCAUAUGAUGUUUGUGGAUGAUACUGAUCGGUGUAAUAACUACCUUUUUAUUUGGAAUAAUGCAAUAGCUACUAUUCCUCAAAAUUGACUCAUCUUGUGUGGUUG
Molecule: messenger RNA, 1357 nt
Organism: Eucalyptus grandis
Lineage: Eukaryota; Viridiplantae; Streptophyta; Magnoliopsida; Myrtales; Myrtaceae
Product: 5'-nucleotidase SurE
Exons: 10
Coding region: 91-1023 (310 amino acids)
Cellular component (GO): cytosol
Molecular function (GO): nucleotidase activity
Source: RefSeq, a predicted model, not a curated record